Colletotrichum destructivum is the source of this 740-nucleotide messenger RNA. RefSeq lists its product as uncharacterized. NCBI's taxonomy places the organism in Eukaryota, Fungi, Ascomycota, Sordariomycetes, Glomerellales, Glomerellaceae. The record is from RefSeq and is a predicted model, not a curated record. The transcript is spliced from 2 exons. The coding region runs from base 1 to 570 and encodes 189 amino acids.
AUGUCGUACUUUCAAAACCCUUUCCUUCCCUGGCUUGGCCCCAGCCCUUGGCCCUCUGGAAACAUCAUCACCUCCAUCACGACCACCCCAACACCCACCACCGAAAUGUCGCCCACUCCGACCAUGACCGCUAUCCCCGCCCCGGCCGAGACGACCGAGUUUCUCAAGACUUGGGCCUACGGAGAGCAGCUCGGCAUCCUCAAGUGGUGCAAGGGCAUCGCCGGCGGCGUCGCCGUCGCCCUCCUCCUCGCCGCCAUGUUCUGCUGCUGGGCCCCUUGCAUCUACUGGUACUACGGUGGCGACUUCAACCACCAGGAUGGUCUCGACGACAUGACCGACGCCCUCCUCCGCGGCCAGUUCACCCCCGAGGGCGGCUGGAUCACCUGGUUCCGCGCCCGCGCCCAGAACCGCGCCCAGGACCGCGGCCGAGCCGCCCUCGAGGAGGGCGCCGGCGAGAUCGACCACAACAUCGGUAGUGACAACGACAACGACGCCUCAGCGGGUGACGCCAAUGGCUACGCGCAGCACGCCGGCAUGUCGACCGCUCGCAAUCGUCACGGCCAGAACUGAGCCCCUGGGUCCCGCGGCCGCGCGCUCUCUCGUGUCAAGUCAAUUCCGCUUCGGACUCUACUCUAAACCUCGACCUAGACAAAAUGAUCAAGAAGGUGCCUUUAUACCUCUCGAACGUUGGGCGGAUUGCUCAAGUUUGCAAGAACACAACAGAACAACCUCUUGGCCUA